Molecule: messenger RNA, 1404 nt
Organism: Colletotrichum chrysophilum
Lineage: Eukaryota; Fungi; Ascomycota; Sordariomycetes; Glomerellales; Glomerellaceae
Exons: 4
Coding region: 1-1404 (467 amino acids)
Biological process (GO): amino acid transmembrane transport
Cellular component (GO): vacuolar membrane
Molecular function (GO): amino acid transmembrane transporter activity
Source: RefSeq, a predicted model, not a curated record
AUGGCGCCUCCCGCAACCGACGACAAAGUCAGCCCUCACGUAUCCGACGGCCAGGCCGACGUCGCUUCGACCAAGGGCGAGAUCGAGGAGACCCACGAUGUCUUUAGACAGACCGAGGAUGGCGUCCAGUUUCGGACGGUCAGCUGGCAGAGGGCCACGAUCAUCUUCUGCAAGAUUCAGUUCGCGAUGAGCAUUCUGAGUGUUCCGGGAGCCUUUGCGACGCUGGGAGCUGUUCCGGGUGCCGUGUCUCUCGUGGGAUGGCACGCCCUUAACACAUACACGGCCGUUAUCUUGGGAGAAUUCCGCAACCGCCAUCCCGAGUGCCACACCCUCGCCGACAUGUGCGGCCGCCUCUGGUCCCGCCCCGGCCGCGAGCUCGUCGGCCUCCAAAUCCUCGUCGCGCAGGUCCUCAUCUCCGCCGCAGGCAUCGUCUCCAUCUCCACCGCCUUCAACGCCGUCUCGUCCCACGGCACCUGUACCGUCGUCUUCACCCUCCUCGGCGCCAUCCUCAUCACCGCCUUCUCCUCCGUCCGCACCUUCAGCAAGCUCGGCUGGCUGACCUGGCUCGGCUUCACCACCUUCUUCGUCGCCGUCUUCGUCUUCGUCGUCGCCGUCACGAAACAGGACCGCCCCGCCGUCGCCCCGCAAACCGGCCCCUUCGAGCUCGGCUGGACCGCCGUCGCGCACCCCACCUUCGUCGCCGGCAUCACCGCCAGCGCAAACAUCUUCAUCAGCAACAGCGGCUCGUCCAUGUACCUGCCCGUCAUCUCCGAGAUGCGCCGGCCGCAGGACUAUCGCCGCGCGGCGCUGGUGACUGGUGGAUUGGUGCUGGCCAUGUAUCUCUCCUUCUCGCUGGUGAUCUACCGCUGGUGCGGCGUGUGGCUGGCCACGCCGGCGUUCGGCAGCGCAGGCCCGCUGUUCAAGAAGAUCUCGUACGGCAUCGCGCUACCGGGACUCAUCAUCGGCGUAGGAAUCUAUCAGCACGUCGCGGCCAAGUACAUCUUCGUGCGGGUGCUUAGAGACUCGCACCACCUGCAGGAGAACACCCUCGUCCACUGGUCGACGUGGAUCGGAAGCAAUCUAGUACUUGGAAUUCUGGCCUUCAUCGUUGCCGAGGCCGUGCCGAUUCUGAACUACCUUCUGGGUCUGGCGGGCGCCAUCUGCUUUGCGCCGUUCAGUCUUGUCUUCCCCGCCCUGCUGUGGAUGCAGGACUUUUCGAGCUACAAAAGAGGCAGCAUGAAGCAGAAGGGUGCAUAUGGCUUCCACAUUCUCAUUGUACUGGUCGGCUUGUUCAUGGUCAUCGCUGGAACUUAUAGCGUGGCCGUGUCUAUCAAGGAUGCCUAUGCGUCGGGCUUGAUUACGAAGGUCUUUGACUGCGCUGAUAAUUCGGCCACUAUAUCUUGA